AUGCUACUUGCUCCCCCCACCACGAGCCAGUCCUCUGGCCGUAGCCAGCCGGCACCAGUGACGAACUUCACCGGCAGUGAUAAUGCCACAGGCAUGUGGCCCCCGUACCUCCCAUACUACCCCGGCCAGACUGCACCUCCUUCUACUACUGGAUAUGGACCUUAUUACCGUUGGGCUAUGCCGCAAUACGGACCGAUAGGUCAUCCAAGUUACGGGAUGCACUACCUGCCUCCAGCCCAUGCUCCUGCAUACACAAAUCCCUGGAACAGACCGCACAGUGAUCAUCCUCAGUCGUACGUCCCUCCACCUAGACCGGCGGCACCGGAUGAGAGACAUGUUCUGAGAAAUGACCUGCGUGUUGGCGUCACCUCGACGACUCAGCAGAAUCGUCCCCUUGAGGACUCUCCUCCUCGCAUGGAAAACCUACCUUUCCUCCGUCCCCCCAGUGUCAGUCCUCAGCACCCGAAUCAAGUUCCUUCCAACUCCCUUCAGUUCCGGGCUCAUGCCAACGCUCAAACUCCAACACGUAGCCAAAGACAACGGCCAAGCUCGUCAACUCGAGCAACUCGGCUAUCACGGAGCCAGACGACCAACCUCACCAGUACUGCUUCUGGAAAUCGCGUCAACAACCACAGAAGACAGCGGUCUACUGCCCACCCUCCUCGCACAGUCAGCAACCAACCUGCUCAGCGUCCUGCAUCCUCGACUCAAGGCAGACAGGCUUCCACCCACGGUGGCUUUUCUGUAAAUCCGAACGCUCCAGUCUUCCACCCGGAUCCAGUCCAGGAUACAGCACAGAGCCCGCUUUCUGCUGAACCAGAAACAAUUGUUACUCCUGCCCGUCCUUCUGCUGUUGAUUCUAGUCGUCCUCAGGCUACUCCAGCAAGGACUACGUCUCACACGCAGGGCCAGACUCCUGCUCAGUUUCAGCCUGCUCUGGUCGUUUCCCCCUCUGUUCCUUCUCCGAACUACCCUCUUCCAGUCUGGGCUAUGACCACCGCUCAGGUCAGCCCUACUUCACCCACAAUUACAACUCCUGCUCAGGCGAAUUUUCGUUUUGCUAAGAUUACAUCCCCGCCUGAGUGUCCUCUUCUUCUCUUGGGAGCUUCAACGUCCACUCCAGUUCAUUUCACUCCUGGUAGACCCACAACUCCUAUUCAGAUACCUCCCACUCCAACAAAGCGUGCAAUCAGAUUUGAGGAGUCACCAAUCAUGGCACCCAAAACGGCGACUCCUUUAGCCAACGCCGAGUCCAAAAGGUAUCACUCCAUUCUGGAAGCACCAAAUCUGGCAGACAACGAGGAAGGUCCCCUGAAGGAGCCUGAGAGGUACGACGCGGUUUCUCGAGCUCAAAAUAAUGCACGUCUCCAACGACACAGAAUUCAAAUGCUCGAUCUCGACGCUGCUGUGAAAGGGUCUUCCGAAACAGGCUACAUUCCUGGCUCUGUGCAUAUUAGCCAUCGCAGUGACGAGGAGAUUGCCCGGCGCAUGGCUGCUGAGCAAUAUAACCCACCCCCGACCAGCAAUAAGCUUCCGCAGAACCCUCAUCCUGCGACACAGCCUGUUGCACGCUCGCUCUAUUCUCAUGUUGCUGUUGGCCAGGGCCCCACUCAGCCUGAGCCAAUGCCCUUUUAUCCCCAUGUUCCUGCUACCGCAGGCUUUACUGAGCCUGAACCACCUGUGCCACCCGGCCUACCGCGUCCUCCGACCCCGGACCUCCGACCUCAAUCCCAGGAGUUGUUGAACGAAUCCAGUCUUCUUCCAGUCUACGACUUCAAGGCAUCCAUGGAGCGUGGACAGUUCAGACAAUACCCACCCACUGGCUGGAAUCUGCAUAUUCGGACUCAGUGCCGUCCUGAUCAAGUCGUCGACGCGAUUGAGCAAGGUAUCAAGCAGGAAUUCCAUAAUCUGGCGGACUGGCAUGAGGGCGGCUUGGAUGCAGUGAGCGUGGUGAAAAGAGCCUGCGGUAACCUCAGGUGGUACGCUGAUCAUGGCUACGCCAAUUUCCAGGGAAGCCAGGCUGCGAUAGAACGCCGGAAUGAUACCUCUGCAUGUAGACAGACAACUUUUGCUCCCGAGGCACAGUUUGACACCUCGAGCUUUCAAGGCCGCCGGGUCUUUCUGAACAACGCCACCCUCGUCCCGUACAUGGGUCCACCUUGCAUUGGCAAUGCGCCUCCGAGCAACAAUCCAUCCUCGGCCAAUGUUGCGCCUCCGAGAAACGACCCGUUCUCAAGCACUGCUGUGCCCCUACCGGCCUCUCGGGAUGCCAAUGUCUGGCCUUCCUGGUGUGAUAGAGCGCGGAAGGAAAACAUGGACCCUCGCUCUUUGGAUCUUCUCUGGGAUUUGCAGCAUUCGCGUGCAGGCCCUGUCGAGCACCCUGCGUUCACUCGUCCUGUCCGCUCUCUGCCCCAAGGAUCCCUGUCACAUCUGGGUAUUGAUGUUCCUCCUGUGGACAUGCACACUGCGACUAUGGCACCUCAGCGUCCUUCGAACCUUCAGCCACCCAUUGGAACUCUUUUUCCUACUUCUCUGCAAGCUGCUCCUUUGGCACAGCGCUCGCUGGAUCCUUCCAUGUAUCCACACACGGCUCCGAGAAUUAAUUCCUCCAAUGGCCCUCCUUUUAUGCACUCACCCGGCCUAGCUCCGGUACAGCACUCCCAGCGCCACAUGGAUACCACCUACAUGUAUCCGCGCGCUUCUCUGCUGCCGCAUCUUGCAUCUAGUACUUUCAGAAUGUCCUCAAACGCGGGUUCUGUAUUGACUCAGCCAACUGAGCCCACUCAGUUGUCUUUCGUUAUUAACCCCCAGGGUCCUGAUCCGACACUACCUCCGCCUACCCCAAUGAACCGUACCAUGGCUCGCAUGAGCGGCUCGGUCAGUGCCGACAAGUACACCGCUUUGGUUCAGUUCGGGUCUCAGGACCUCGAUGGCUCUCCCUCUCCCAAUGCGAGGCGCCAGUAA
Messenger RNA from Penicillium lagena, 2964 nucleotides. RefSeq lists its product as uncharacterized. The record is from RefSeq and is a predicted model, not a curated record. The coding region runs from base 1 to 2964 and encodes 987 amino acids. Lineage: Eukaryota; Fungi; Ascomycota; Eurotiomycetes; Eurotiales; Aspergillaceae. The transcript has a single exon.